GAACAGGUGGGCUUCUUAUGUUCUCUUCUCCAACCGUAUAAGAACGGAAGACCUUUUGCUUUCUCCAAUUUUUAUUUAAUUUUUUUUCCCUUCAAUUUAAGAUCAACCCAGAUUGUUUUUUCUGCUCCUUUCUUAUUUUAUCAUUGAUUUCUCAAAAAGUUAUGGUGGUUGCAAGUAAUAUUAUCUGCAAAAGAUUUUGUUUACGUUAAUCUCUUCCUUCUUUUUGUCUUUUCUUGUUUUUCCUUUUUCUUGUUAAUCUUUUUUCAUUCAAAUGGUUUCUGCUUGAACUGAGAAAGAUAUAGAUUGCAUUAAAUAGUUAGUCAAUGGAAGAAGCCACCCAAACAAGCAAGUUCAGGAGGAUGUGCGUAUUCUGUGGAAGCAACUCUGGUUACAGACAAGUCUUCAGUGAUGCUGCUACUGAAUUAGGCGAUGAGCUGGCGAAAAGGAGGAUAGACCUGGUGUACGGUGGAGGUAGUGUUGGGCUGAUGGGUUUGAUAUCUCAGAAAGUGUAUGAUGGAGGCUGCCAUGUUCUUGGGGUCAUUCCUAGAGCACUUAUGCCUCUUGAGAUAUCUGGUCAAACUGUCGGAGAAGUAAGAAUUGUUUCAGACAUGCAUGAGCGUAAGGCUGCUAUGGCCAGAGAAGCCGAUGCCUUUAUUGCUCUUCCGGGAGGAUAUGGAACCAUGGAAGAACUACUGGAGAUGAUCACGUGGUUACAACUUGGAAUUCAUAAGAAACCGGUUGGCCUGCUAAAUGUUGAUGGUUACUAUAAUUCUUUGCUAGCAUUGUUUGACAAUGGUGUUGAAGAAGGUUUCAUAAAGCCUCGUGCUCGUGAUAUAUUUGUCUCUGCUCCAACUGCCAUAGAACUUUUGGAAAAGAUGGAGCAAUACACUCCUUCGCAUCAGCAAGUUGCUCCACAAGAAAGCUGGAAUAUGGAGCAACUCGGUAAUUAUCCAACACAACAGAAUGCACAGUGAACUAUCGGUGGUAGGCCAUUCUCUUAAAUUGAUUCCUGAUGUAAUUCAUCAUCAUUGAGUUGUGUACGAGAAUCUUUUUGAGUGGAGCCACAUAGUGUUCAUGACUAUGUACUUUUGUCGUUUUAAUGAUUUGAUUUCUGUCAGAAUUAUCCCUGCUGUUUCACAACAUUCUUUGGUUAAUGGUCAAUCAAGCUACUGUUAAGUAGUCA
Molecule: messenger RNA, 1183 nt
Organism: Hevea brasiliensis (rubber tree)
Lineage: Eukaryota; Viridiplantae; Streptophyta; Magnoliopsida; Malpighiales; Euphorbiaceae
Product: cytokinin riboside 5'-monophosphate phosphoribohydrolase LOG8
Exons: 7
Coding region: 324-974 (216 amino acids)
Biological process (GO): cytokinin biosynthetic process
Cellular component (GO): nucleus; cytosol
Molecular function (GO): hydrolase activity, hydrolyzing N-glycosyl compounds
Source: RefSeq, a predicted model, not a curated record